AUGGUCUUUUCUCUCCUGUCUAGCAGGUAGAUUUUGCGACAUUCAUUUUUCAAAUCCCACAACUUUUAUGUUCCAAGACCAUCCGUGAAUCUUCAAGACAAUCCGGGACUCACCAGAACGCCAUGGAAGAGCCUCAGAAGGAUAGAGAAGACACUGGGAACACAGCUGCUCCAACAGGUACAGACAAAGAGACCUCAGCUCCAGCAGCAACUCCGUUGAGGAUCGUCCUGGUGGGCAAAUCGGGCAGCGGGAAAAGCGCUACCGGGAACAGCAUCCUCUGCCGGUCUGUGUUCGAGUCGCACGUGGGGGCCCAGAGCGUGACCAGGCAGUGCCAGGAGGCCAGGGGCACUUGGGAAGGGAGGAGCAUCCUGGUGGUGGACACAGCCCCCAUCUUCGACGCCGCGCCCCCCACCCAAGACCUGUACAAGAACAUCGGGGACUGCUACCUACUCUCUGUCCCUGGGCCCCACGUGCUGCUGCUGGUCACUCAGCUGGGCCGCUUCACCACCUACGACGCGGUGGCCGCCAGGAGGGUGAAGGAGGUCUUUGGACCACAGGCCAUGAGACACGUGAUCGUCCUCUUCACUCACAAGGAGGAUCUGCAGGGCGAACCCCUGGCUGGGUACCUGGCCAGCGUGAAGGACACGGGGCUGCACGGGCUCCUGCGGGAGUGCGGGAGGAGGUUCUGCGGCUUCAACAACCGGGCCACGGGCGCUGAGCAGCGCCAGCAGCUGGCCGAGCUCAUGGGCCAGGUGCAGAGCCUGGAGAGGGAGCUGCAGGGCGGCUUCCUGAGCUCCGAGCUGUCCCGGGAGGCGCAGCUGCUGCUGCAGCAGCAGCAGAGCACGAGGUCCGAGUGCGCGGAGCAGCGCGCGCGCUACCUGGGCCUGGUGCAGCGCGAGGUGGAGAAGCAGCGGCGGUCGGUGGUCGUGGCCCAGGGCAGCGGAAUGAGGAACCAGUUGCACAGGCUCCAGCCAGUUUUCGAUUCUGACUUCGUGUUUUGUUUUUUGGGGUGCAGCAUAUUAUUCAUCGUUAUCAUGCUGAUCUUUUUUGUAUUUUGAUGUCUCAUCGGCAUGGCAGCAUUUUCCACACCGUCAUGCAU
This is a messenger RNA of Sorex fumeus (smoky shrew), 1099 nucleotides long. RefSeq names its product GTPase IMAP family member 5-like. The record is from RefSeq and is a predicted model, not a curated record. NCBI's taxonomy places the organism in Eukaryota, Metazoa, Chordata, Mammalia, Eulipotyphla, Soricidae. The coding region runs from base 123 to 1058 and encodes 311 amino acids. The transcript is spliced from 3 exons. Gene Ontology annotation, molecular function: GTP binding.